CAGACUGGCGAGUACGCCACAGACGACGAAGAAACGGGAACGACUGCAGGCGGCGAGAAGAGCAUCGAGGUGUUCGACCUCCCAGAGACGGAAGACAUCUUGUCUCCAUCCGAGUUGGACGCCACUAAACUCUACCAGAAGUUUAGAGAGCUUCAGAUAAAACACACGGUGACCGAGGCCGAGAUCCAGAAGCUCAAAAACAAGUUGGCCUCGGUAGAGAAGGAGAAGCAGCGCUGGGAGAAGGAGAAGAGCCAGCUGAAGGCCAGCAUAGAGGAGAACAAGGAGAGGAUGCUGAAGCUGGAGAGCUACUGGAUCGAAGCGCAGACCCUCUGCCACACCGUCAACGAACACCUGAAGGAGGCCCAGGCCCAGUACCAGACUCUGGAGAAGAAGUACAACAAGGCCAAGAAACUCAUCAAAGACUUCCAGCAGAAAGAGGUGGAGUUCAUCCAGAAGGAGGAUGCAGAGAGGAGGCGGCUGGAGGAGGCUGAGAAAGCUCACCUGGCUGAAAUCCAGGGACUGCAAGUCAGGAUUGCAGCAUUAGAAUCCGAGUUGUUGCAGCUGAUGAAGCAGAAUGGCAUCCAGGUCAACAACAACAACAACAGCAGCAGCUCCGAGAGGCUCAGCACUCAGCAGCACAGCCCCGGCAGAGCUGCAGCAAAAUCUGAAGACAGUAGAGAAGGAGCUCAUCACUCACCCAGCAGGAUGAAAGGCUACACAGAAGUUACUCGAGACGCCAUCAGUUCUGCAGAGGGAGAGGUCUCCAUUUGUCACGACGCAGGAGCAACCAGCCUUAAAGCUCCUGGCAGUGCAGAGAGCUCCCCCAGAAAAGCUSUGCUUGGCUCUCCUGCAAAGUCAAGCCCCUCCCGCAGUUUGGAGACAAACAGACAAGCACUGGGCUCUGGUCGACCCAACGGGACUCUCACCCGAGUGUGAUCUCGACUCCUCAGGCGCCGACUCCGAGUGCCGAUCUGAGCGCCUGCAGCAGCAGCAGCAGCAGCAGCUCGGUGGAGAUCAGCGGGCUGAUCAGCGCCGCCACGAUGUCGGGACGCUCACGCACCCCGGUGCUGUCCUCAAACGAGAGUCUGGAUAUGAUUGACGAUGAGGUCUUAGACGAGGCGCCAUCGGCGAAGCAGCAUCAGUGGCCGAACCGCAGCGCCACAGAGUGGACUGCACAGCAGGUGGCGCUCUGGCUCUCGGGCCUUAAUUUAGAACACCAUAUCCCAGAAUUCACUGCCAAAAACAUUGAUGGAGAGCAGCUGCUGCUGCUGGAAAGCUCUGAGCUGAAGGCGCUUGGAGUCACUUCCUCCCAGGAACGAACGCUGAUGAAGAAAAAGAUCAAAGARCUUAAGGUUCUGAUGGAGAAGGCCAAGCAGAACCGGGAGAAAGCGGAGAAACGGCGCGAGAAGCUACGGAAGAAAGAUCUGGAGCAGCGGCAGAAAGAAAACACCAUGGUUUGAAGGGAGUCUCCGGGCUGCCUCCCGUCUCCCUGUAGCGCCACGCCACGUGGCAUCUCGAGGAACAGAAAGCCAUGAGGUCCCUGAUCUAAAUCCUGAGGGACGCCUCCUCUGCGGUUCUCAGCGGCGGAGCUCCACAUCUAACCGUCCGAGGUGUCCAACCUCGCGAGUCAAAACCAAAACAAGUGGUUGGACGAUAGAAUGCUGCCCUUCAUUUUCCUGGUUUAUUCCCAUCCUGUAAUUUUCCCCUAAAGAAUUUACUAUUUAUUUUUCUGUUUAUAGCUGUAAAUUGGGUUUAUUUAUUCACUUCUAGAUUAAGUUUGUGAAAAGUUUAUCUCAUCCUUCAAUAGUCACUCGUCACAUCAGCCGUGGACAAAACUCUGUUCAUGAUAAACAGAUACAGAAACGAUGUGCCAUUUUAAGAGACUUGUGAUAUAUUUAAAUGAACUGAUUUUUUUUUGCUUUUAACGAAACAGGUCAAGUGUGUGGUGGAUUUUAUAAAGCAACCCUCAUCUCCCACCACUAGGUGUCCCCACGCUGCUUCCUUCCCCCACUCGAGAUGGACUGAACUAGGAACCAUGUUUUUACUGGAAGAAACAAGAACACUGGAUGUGAAAACACUGGACAUGUGARCUGAAAACUGGACUGGUUCCAUCAGUGAUUUCAGGCGUGAUCAGUAUAUUUGUAACUUUUAACACAYUUAUAACAAAAAAAUAAAACAAGCGCAGAUACUGAAACAUCUUCUCCCAUAUGCAUAACGUUGCUCUGACGCCGCUUAGAACCUGCUUCYACCUCGUUUUCUAUAUCGGUGAGAGCCCCGCUGCUGCCUUUAGACGUGCUAGAGAAGUAGAUUACUGCUUCUGCGUGAGUGCUGAAAACUAAUUCACCCCUCUUCGGUCGUUUUGUUCCUUUCAAAGAUUUACAAGCCCUCGUAGAUUUUUUWAAAAUAUUCUCAGUAAAGUUUAGGAAUCCUGCCAUAUAAAUAGCUUCUGUGAUUGAGCAAGRUGAAGCAAAAAAAGAUGUCUUAUGAAGUUGAUUGUAUGUGAUAAUUUAUGACUUUAGAAAGUAAUGCCCAAAUAUGGAUUUUUAUCUUCAUUAUAAAAUUGGUUUGAUUAAUAUUUAAAGUUGUUAGAUAUAUUUUAUGUUUGCUUACGCAGAGUUAUUGUUUUAGGAUUAUGAAGUUUAAUGUUAUUUAUUGUCACAGAGAAUCGUUUUUAAGUCUGCAGCAAAGGUAGAAAUUACAGCAGCUUUUCUAACAAUAUGAUUUUUUUUCGUCUAAGACCCCUUAUCGAUGUGCUGCUAACAUUAUAAAGCAUGAAUAGUUGGGUCUAUGUUACACCGUUUUACUAAUCAGAAUGAUUUCUUUAUCAUGUUUUAAAGGGAUAGUUUGGAUAUUCAAAGUGGGUCGUUGGAGAAAUACGGUUUAAUUUUCACUGUAUUGACAAGCUAACGGCUAGUUCUUGCUAGUUUUGUUUAAUUAAAUUAUUAAAACAAAUAGUAUUUAUAAAAAUCUGUAUAAAUAUAUUUUGAUUGAAGUUGUUUUAAGAUGGCAAAAAUUCACUUUAGCUUGUCUUUCCAGUCAAAAUUAAACUCAAAGAUUUAUCUGCAACAGGUAAGAUAGUAGCUACACCUUUCAAAGUUCUAAACUAUCACUUUAAGGAAGUAAUUCUUUAUUGUGAUUUUUAACUAUUAAGAGUUUUGACACUUAAUUAUAGUUUAUCCAAAAUUUAUUAUUUUAUUUUGCCAAAAUUAAAUCAUUCAGGUGGAUGUUUUCAAAAAAAAAAAAAGAUAACCCAAAGAGAGACAAAAACACAUAAAUAUUCUGUUGUGGUUUUUGUUUUCCUCUCUUCCAACCAGAGAGCUGAUUGAGUGCUUUUUUCCAAGAACCUGUUAAUGAUGUAUUCUUACGAAAUAUUUUGUAACACUUCUGUGAAUAUUCCCACGCUCUUUAUGAACUGGUGAUCGGACUGGACUCUUGAGUCUUUUUGUAUGUACAGAUAAACACUAAAAGCAAUAUGGUGUGAGACUCCUGCGGAAGCCUUGUUUUAUAUCGUGUCGGUGUGUCUGCGCAGUUUGUCAGACAGAGAUCUGAGCCACCCAUGUGAUAAUGAUGAUGAUAAUAAUAAUAAAUUAGAUCUGUUUUUGUUGUGUGAUUGGCAGCUUGCCUGUGAUGUAACCCCGGUGCUCCCGGCAGGUAAAAACGACCUGUUUCCAUUAAACCUGGAGGUAUUUGUUUCUCAUGUACAUACAGUAUGGAGCAGAAGAAUGUUGCCACGAACUGCUAGCCAUGCUUUCACUUUUAAAAAGCAAUGCUUUUAUUCCCCCUCUCCCCUCUCUUCUGUCAUCGCCUUGCUCUUUUUUUUUUUUUUGCGUUCUGAAAAGGUUGAAAGGGCAGCUACCUGUCACACUGAAUAAAAUGUGCAGUCACUGUCCUCA
Messenger RNA from Austrofundulus limnaeus, 3893 nucleotides. Its product is annotated as neurabin-1. Lineage: Eukaryota; Metazoa; Chordata; Actinopteri; Cyprinodontiformes; Rivulidae. Gene Ontology annotation, biological process: neuron projection development; calcium-mediated signaling; actin filament organization. Gene Ontology annotation, molecular function: actin filament binding. The record is from RefSeq and is a predicted model, not a curated record. Gene Ontology annotation, cellular component: actin cytoskeleton; postsynaptic density; dendrite.